Hemibagrus wyckioides is the source of this 2869-nucleotide messenger RNA. It is a transcript of the gene htr1b, whose product is annotated as 5-hydroxytryptamine (serotonin) receptor 1B. Gene Ontology annotation, biological process: adenylate cyclase-activating adrenergic receptor signaling pathway. The transcript has a single exon. Gene Ontology annotation, cellular component: plasma membrane. NCBI's taxonomy places the organism in Eukaryota, Metazoa, Chordata, Actinopteri, Siluriformes, Bagridae. Gene Ontology annotation, molecular function: G protein-coupled serotonin receptor activity. The coding region runs from base 431 to 1543 and encodes 370 amino acids. The record is from RefSeq and is a predicted model, not a curated record.
AAGUUCUCCAUCAGAGACGGCUGUGGAGAGGCAGGACGCGGACGCGCAGGUUUAGUGACACCAGUACACACACUUGGAGAAAAAAAAAUCACAUUCUGAAACUGGAUGAAGAAGAACACUGACCAUGGAUGCUUUUCUGUCGUAUUUGCGCAACUUUUCGGAUGUUCUAUUGUUUAUUUCUGCACUAGCCUGGUAACCUGCAGUAACUUACAUGAUAUAUAUAUAUUAUUUUUCUUGUAUGCCUCAUUUACAGAAAAAUGUCUCUGAAUCAAUUUGACUGACCAUAUUUUUUUUCGAGAUGGUUCACGACCUUGGACGCAUGAUGCAAAAAUGUUUUGUUGUAAAAACAGUAUGAGGAUAGAAAAGUGCUCUGGGCUGAUAUGAGAAUUAAAUAUAAAAAGCACCAGUCCGUGUGCCUUUCCUGUCUGCUAUGGAGCACUUCAACCCUCCUCCAACAAAUUAUGUCUUGGAAACGAAUGUCUCCACCAAUGCUUCGGAUGCGUCAAAAACUGCCGCAAAAGAGACAAGUCUGGCUUUCCAGGCGACUGUAGGCUCGGUUCUCGGUGCCAUUACGCUCGCCACGACUCUCUCCAACGCGUUCGUGAUCGCGACCAUUUCCCGAUCGAGGAAACUGCACACGCCUGCCAACUUCCUAAUCGCGUCCCUGGCGCUCACCGACCUCCUUGUGUCCGUGCUGGUGAUGCCCGUGAGUGCGCUCUACACAGUGAGCCGCACGUGGACGCUGGGCCAAGUCGUGUGCGACAUCUGGCUGUCGUCGGACAUCACCUGUUGCACGGCAUCUAUACUUCACCUGUGCGUUAUCGCCUUGGAUCGUUACUGGGCUAUCACGGACGCGGUGGAGUACGCGAAAAGGCGCACGACAAGCCGCGCGGCUGCCAUGGUGGCCACAGCCUGGGUGAUCGCCAUCUCCAUCAGUCUGCCUCCGUUUUUCUGGCGCCAGGUGAAAGCGGGAGCGGUAACGAGCUGCGAGGUGAACACGGACCACCUCUUUUACACCAUUUACUCUACGUUCGGCGCUUUCUACAUCCCUACACUUUUACUCAUCGCCCUGUACGGGAGGAUCUACGUGGAGGCCAGGCGGCGGAUCUUAAGACAGUCGCCCAAAAAGUUUGGUAAGAGACUCACCUCCGCGCAGUUAGUCUCAAACUCACCAGGUUCGACGUCUUUGACCUCGGCAAGGCAGGACGACGCAGGCUCGGUGAUCAGCGACAGCCAGAUCAAAAUCACCGUUUCCGACUCUCUUUUGGAGAAAAAGAGGAUUUCUGCGGCCAGAGAAAGGAAAGCCACAAAAACGCUGGGCAUCAUUUUAGGAGCGUAUAUAGUUUGCUGGCUGCCGUUCUUUAUCUACACCCUGCUGGUGCCCCUGUGCCCUUCAUGCCAGGCGUACCCAGAGUUAUUCGACUUCUUUACGUGGCUUGGCUACCUCAACUCUCUCAUCAAUCCCAUCAUAUACACAAUGGCGAACGAUGACUUUAAAACGGCUUUCCAAAAGCUCAUAAGCUUUCGAUUUUGUGUGUCCUGAUGUGCAAAUUCGGGCGGAAAAAAGCACUGAUGCUGGAUUAAAUCAACAUUCAGUCAAAGAGUGGGGCGUCUUCUUAUCCGACUUAUGCAUCAUCCUGUUCAAACAGUAGACAACAAAGCAUGCAGCAGUAUUGUGUGUGUGUGUGUGUGUGUGUGUUUCAGUGUUGCAUUGUGGUUAUUUUGCAUUUUUUAAAAAUCACGGUAAAUAGCUAUUAUAUCAUUGCUGCUAAGCAACCGGCGAAUAUUGAAAUGAACUAAAUCACUGGUCGCUGAAUCAUCGGUGCAGCUACAAUGCAAUGUAUUAUUUUCUUCCAUCAUUUCAUCCAUCCUUGUUUUCCAGUGUCCUUGCUUGAUACGUUUCUAAUAGAUAAAUAUUCGAACAGUUCAAUCAAGUCUAGUGGCAAAUAAGACAAUAUUAGAGAAUUCACAUCAGGACCAGGAUGUUUAACAUCCGUUACUGAAUAAGAAAAAAAAAAUGAAUUCAUAACUCAAGUUAACUGUUUUCCCAUCUGUAAACAGUGUUUUUCAUAUGUGUGUUGAUUCAGUUUGGCCUGUGUGUAUUGAAUUAAAAUGUCAGCAAAUCAGCUUAAUUCAAUGAGAAGUCAUAUUAUCCCAGACAGUCCUCAACAAUGUAAUAUCAAGACUAUUGUCUUUAAUCAUGAGACACCAGAAAAGGGAUGCACAAUCUAUCUAGAAUGUAUCAGUGAAGUAAUCCAUAAUCCAUAAUUACUACAUAUAAAAUUCACCGAUCAUUGUGUGCACAGAAAAUGAAAACUAUGUUUCUGAAAAAUAAAUAUUGUUUAUUCCGUUUAUUAAACUUGCCAUUGGAUAAAUCAGUUACUGGGUUUUUUUUUUGUUUGUUUUUUUGUUUUUUUUACUAUAGAUUCAGUUAGCUGGCCUUGAAAUCUCACUUGGCAAAUGACACCACAGGUUAAGUCAAGUUGCAGGCCUGCCAAACACAAAUGGAAAUCGACCGAAAAUCCUUGAUGUAAUAGUUGUUAUUUAAGCCAUUCCUUGAAGCUUUUUUGAUGUGGAUUGUGCAAAAGGUUACAGAGCUCGAGUUUCAGACUCAUGCUGUUAUAUAUAGGCUAAGUAAACUCAGUGCAUUGCAAUAAUGCAAGCGGUUCUACUUUCAGUAUCACACUCAGAUCUAAAGAGCACUAUUAAGCUUUCUGCUGUAAGAGAACAAGAAGAAAGCAACAAUCUAAAGAGUCUAAGCCAUUAAACUGCACUAGUGACUCCUAUGUCCUUCCCCAAAUAUCCCAGAUUUUCUUAUUCAAAAUUCAAAAUUCUAAAGGUAUAAAUAUGCUUGUUAUGGAAAUAGGGG